This is a messenger RNA of Ictalurus punctatus (channel catfish), 3419 nucleotides long. It is a transcript of the gene grnb, whose product is annotated as granulin b. The record is from RefSeq and is a predicted model, not a curated record. The transcript has 14 exons. NCBI's taxonomy places the organism in Eukaryota, Metazoa, Chordata, Actinopteri, Siluriformes, Ictaluridae. Gene Ontology annotation, cellular component: extracellular region. The coding region runs from base 217 to 2217 and encodes 666 amino acids.
CGCGAGACGUUUGGACUUCGGCCAUGUUUGUUUCUGAAGUCACAUGACAAGAGUUUAUAUAUCACGUGAGCACUUAGGCUCAUUUCUUGGUUCUUUAUUUACCACUACAGCGCUUUUCCGGCUUUCAAACAGCUCGUGAUACACGGCUCGUGCAGUUGAAGGACUUAAUGUGAAGGUCUUCAGUUUGUAGGAACUUCAAGUCAACUGACACCAAAGAUGCGUGCGAGUGUGUGUGCGUUGGUGUGUAUGCUGAGUGUGUGCAGCGCUCUCAUCUGCCCUGACGGAGGGAUGUGUGACGAAGGAAACACCUGCUGCUGGACGCCGUCGGGCGGAUAUGGAUGCUGCCCGCUGCCUAACGCCGAGUGCUGCUCAGAUCACCUGCACUGCUGUCAGGAGGGAACGCUAUGUGACAUGGAGCACGGCACGUGUGUGAACAAGACACACACUCUGGAGUGGGUGAUGAGAGUCGCCACCAAGCAGACCUCCUUACCUCAGGCAGUGGUGUGUCCUGACCAGGAGUCCGAAUGUCCUGAUGGCACGACCUGCUGCCAGUUGCCCGACGGGACUUGGGGCUGCUGCCCGAUGCCUAAUGCGGUGUGUUGUGAAGAUAAACAACACUGCUGUCCCGAGAACACGACAUGUGACCUCACUCACUCGAAAUGCCUAUCGGCCAUGCUAGGCUCCACCCCUCUCCUGAGAAAAUUUCCCGCCCUCCUCAAAGGAGGACAAAGAGCGGCGAAGGAGAUGUCCGUGAAGUUCCCAGACAGUAAUGACGUGACUUGUCAAGAUAAAGUGUCCACGUGCCCAGAUGACUCAACCUGCUGCAAACUAGCAAACGGGAGCUACGGCUGUUGCCCGAUGCCAAACGCUGUGUGCUGUAAUGAUUACGUGCACUGCUGUCCCGAGGGCACGACCUGUGACCUUGCACACGGCAGCUGUGACUUGACCAACGAGCCAGUGUGUGACCCGUCCGAGGGCACCUGCGCUGACCCUGUUGACCUUCCGCACUCUGUUCCCUUGGUGAAGAAAGUUCCCGCCUUCCAACGUCCUUCACAACCCGCCAAUCAAAAAUGCGACCCAUCAUUUUCAUGCCCACAAGAUGAUACGUGCUGCAGGAUGGCGUCCGGUUCAUGGGGAUGCUGCCCUCUACCACAAGCUGUGUGUUGUGAGGAUCAUCUGCACUGCUGCCCCCAUGACACGCUGUGUAACAUGGCGGCGGGGACGUGUGACGGCGUCCGCUCGACCGUGCCCUGGGUGAGCAAGACUCCCGCCGUGGCCCUGGUGUCCGAGAACGAGCGCUGUGACGAGACCUCGGCGUGUCCAGCGGGUACAACCUGCUGUAAAGAUAAAUCAGGAACCUGGACCUGCUGCCUGCUGCCACGGGCCGUUUGCUGUGAAGAUCAGGAGCACUGCUGUCCUCAGGGCUACAAGUGUGACGUCGCCCACGAGUCCUGUGAACACACUUCCCUACCCAGCAUGCCGUGGGUCAGAAAGCAGUCCGCGCUGAGUGUGGAGUCGGCCCCGCAGUACGGACACAAGUGCGAUGACCAGACCAGCUGCCCCAGGGGCAGCACCUGCUGCUAUAUGGCAAAAUUCGGCAAGUGGGGUUGCUGCCCUUUGCCACAGGCCGUGUGCUGCGGGGACGGAGAUCACUGCUGUCCCAGCGGCUACACCUGCGAUAAGGAGAAACCCGUCUGUGUGAAGGGAGAACUGCAGACCCCGUGGUUCAGGACGCAGCCGGCCAUGAUCAGAGGGUCAGAGGUCACGCACGGCCUCGGGGAUGUGAAGUGCGACGACACCACCAGCUGUGCCGCGGGUACCACAUGCUGCAGGUUAAAGACAGGGAAGUGGGGCUGCUGUCCACUGGCGCAGGCGGUGUGCUGUGAGGACCACGAGCACUGCUGCCCUCAGGGCUACACCUGCGACCUGCAGAGCGGAACCUGCAUCAAACCUUCCCCAGCACACACCGCUGCACUCGUGCUCGUACACGCACUCUCCGACCACGAUGAAGAUGAGGCGAGGUGUGACGCGACAAGGCGCUGCUCUAAGAGUCAGACCUGCUGCAGGAUAUCGGACGCCGAGUGGGCCUGCUGUCCGUUCCAGCAGGCGGUGUGCUGUAAGGACAUGAAGCACUGUUGCCCUAAGGGAUACACCUGCGACCCUGAAAACCGUUGCACUAAGGCGUCUCCGCUCACGUGGUGGGACAAUUCGCUGUAGAGGAACAUCGCCACAAAUGAGCUUACAAUGCCGCCCAAAUCGGGAUGAAAGACUAUACAGCGUACUGUAGUUGUGUUUAGGGUUUUUUGUUGUUGUGUUCUAGUAACUAGGAAUGCUGAGAGAUGUUUUCGCCAUCUCCAGCCUAUAAAAUUUUUUAAAAAACUGACAUCAAAGCAGUGACUCUGACAAAUUUCCUGUUUUCUCAACACUGAAUCGUUCCAAGUUUUGUUUUCCGGAGUUUAUAUUUAGUUUAUUCGUAUGCAGAUUGUGCCGUCUGGUUUCCAUUCGCGGAAAACCUUUUCUUGUAAGGAAAGGUUACUUUGUAACGAAAAAUUUGUCGUCUUUUUUUCUUUUCUUUAUAAUUUUCUCCUCAGAUAUGAAACUCCUCAUGUAGAAAGACCCUGCGUGCUUUUUUUUUUUAUUAUCAUUAUUUUAUUUUUAAUUUUUUUAAACGAAAACUGAAGUUAAGUCACCGAGACGGAACCGAAUGUACAGCCUUGCGUAUACCUAACCGCCGCACGAUCCGACAAAUCUUCACAGCUUUCAGUUCCCCGAGCAUAAAACUCCCGAGUAAGAGAUCAGUUAGCGUUAAAAAAAUACAAACGUGACCACCGUUCACUUUUUUAAUAGUGGAAAAUACCCCAGACCCGAGGACUGAAAUCAGGCGGCAUACUUUUUUGCUUGGAGCCCUAAAGUCAUCCAGCGUAAUCUUAGUAGCCUGUUUUUAUUCGGACGAGUCGUCCGCUGUUGCCUUUUCGAGCUGUACUGAUGAAAGAAAAUGUCUUUUGAUUUAGGAAACGUUUACAAUCUGGACUGUUUGUUCAUCUUUAGCUGUGUUUUUAAUAAUUUUAUUGAUGUUUUUAAAUUUGUGGUUAUUUGGUUAGUUUAUUCGCUGGCUCGAUUGCCUCUGAUCGCGUGAUGGAACGUUUGCUUCAUUUUAAGAUUUUUAAGGGCAGGAUCACAGCUCAAACAUACUUGGUUUAAAAAGAAAAGGUAGAAUUUGUUGUUUUCCCACUUAAAUAGCUGACUUUUUUUUUUUUUUUAAUUACGGAAUUUUUAUGUAACUUGGUGAUUUAGGACAUGUUAUCUAUAUGGUUUAAAUCAAGCUUUUGAUUUAUUUAUUUUUUUCUUUCCUUUUUUGUAUUUUAAUUGUUCUCUUUUUUUCCUGAAGAAUGUGGAAAUAAUAAACAGUUUGAAAUGGA